CUGUGUGUCCAUGUUUAGUGUCGAGGUGUGGAGUGGAGCUUGUUGCUGGUGUGUGUGUUUGAAGAAACUGUGAAGGUAGAAAGUGCGUGUGAGUUGAUGUGAAUUGAGCGGCAUGGAUCAGUGUGAGGACAGAGAGGAGGGAGUCCCUCCCUCUAAAAGCACUCUGUGUGGGGAACAUGAGAGCCAGACCAAAGCUCAGAGGAACCCACCUGGACCUCUAUCCACCCCAGUGUCCUUAAAGAGUGACUGGUCUAAAGAUGAAAUCAUUGAAUUUAAAGUGGAGCAGGUAUCUGCUGCAGAGAGAGUGGACCAGGAGAGCUCAGAGGGUCCCAGCGGUCAGUCUGCCCAUCAGCAUCAAACACACCUGGACUCCAUAUUUAUGGUGCUGGAGGACAACAUCAUCACUUUUGUGAAGAACGAGCUGAAGAAAAUCCAGAAGGUUCUGAGCCCAGAUUACACAGAAUGCUUAGAGAAUCAAAUUGUGAAUGAGGUUUUGGAGGGGGAAGAUGAAGAGCAGAGGAGAAGAACAGAGGUAUUUGUGAAGAUGACAUUGCACUUCUUGAGGAGAAUGAAGCAGGAGGAGCUGGCUGACCGUCUGCAGAGCAAACAUCUUGCAGCAAUUUGCAAAUGUAAAAUUAAAACAAAGCUGAAGAAAAAGUUCCAGUGUGUGUUUGAGGGGAUUUCUAAAGCAGGAAACCCAACCCUUCUGAAUCAGAUCUACACAGAGCUCUACAUCACAGAGGGAGGGACUGCAGAGGUCAAUGAUGAACAUGAGGUCAGACAGAUUGAAACAGCAUCCAGGAAACAAGACAGACCAGAAACAACAAUCAGACAAGAAGACAUCUUUAGAGCCUCACCUGGAAGAGAUGAACCAAUCAGAACAGUCCUGACAAAGGGAGUGGCUGGCAUUGGGAAAACAGUCUUAACACAGAAAUACACCCUGGACUGGGCUGAAGACAAAGCCAACCAGGACAUCCAGUUCAUAUUUCCAUUCACUUUCAGAGAGCUGAAUGUGCUGAAAGAGGAAAAGUUCAGCUUGGUGGAACUUGUUCAUCGCUUCUUUACUGAAACCAAAGAAGCAGGAAUCUGCAGCUUUGAAGACUUCCAGGUUGUGUUCAUCUUUGAUGGUCUGGAUGAGUGUCGACUUCCUCUGGACUUCCACAAAACUACAAUCCUGACUGACCCUAGAAAGUCCACCUCAGUGGAUGUGCUGCUGAUAAACCUCAUCAGGGGAAAACUGCUUCCCUCUGCUCGCGUCUGGAUAACCACGCGACCUGCAGCAGCCAAUCAGAUCCCUUGUGACUGUGUUGGCAUGGUGACAGAGGUCAGAGGGUUCACUGAUCCACAGAAGGAGGAGUACUUCAGGAAGAGAUUCAGAGAUGAGGAGCAAGCAAACAUGAUCACCUCCCAUGUCAAAACAUCACAAAGCCUCCACAUCAUGUGCCACAUCCCAGUCUUCUGCUGGAUCACUGCUACAGUUCUGGAGGAUGUGCUGAAAACCAGAGAGGGAGGACAGCUGCCCAAGACCCUGACUGAGAUGUACAUCCACUUCCUGGUUGUUCAGGCCAAAGUGAAGAAGGUCAAAUACGAUGGAGGAGCUGAGACAGAUCCACACUGGAGUCCAGAGAGCAGGAAGAUGAUUGAGUCUCUGGGAAAACUUGCUUUUGAUCAGCUGCAGAAAGGAAACCUGAUCUUCUAUGAAUCAGACCUGACAGAGUGUGACAUCGAUAUCAGAGCAGCCUCAGUGUACUCAGGAGUGUUCACACAGAUCUUUAAAGAGGAGAGAGGACUGUACCAGGACAUGGUGUUCUGCUUCAUCCAUCUGAGUGUUCAGGAGUUUCUGGCUGCUCUUCAUGUCCAUCUGACCUUCGUCAACUCGGGAGUCAAUCUGCUGGAAGAACAACAAACAACCUCCCAGAAGUUAAUUUUUUUUAAAAAGAAGAGUAAUUUAAAAUUUCUCCACCAGAGUGCUGUGGAAAAGGCGUUACAGAGUCCAAAUGGACACCUGGACUUGUUCCUCCGCUUCCUCCUGGGUUCCUCACUGCAGACCAAUCAGACUCUCCUGCGAGGUCUGCUGACACAGACAGGAAGUUGUUUAUACACCAGUCAGGAAACAGCCCAGUACAUCAAGGAGAAGCUCAGUGAGAAUCUGUCUGCAGAGAAAAGCAUCAAUCUGUUCCACUGUCUGAAUGAACUGAAUGAUCUUUCUCUAGUGGAGGAGAUCCAACAGUCCCUGAGAAAAGGAAGUCUCUCUACAGGUAAACUGUCUCCUGCUCAGUGGUCAGCUCUGGUCUUCAUCUUACUGUCAUCAGAAAAAGACCUGGAUGUGUUUGACCUGAAGAAAUACUCUGCUUCAGAGGAGGCUCUUCUGAGGCUGCUGCCAGUGGUCAAAGCCUCCAACAAAGCUCUACUGAGUGGCUGUAACCUCUCAGACAACAGUUGUGAAGUUCUGUUUUCAGUUCUCAACUCCCAGGCCUCUAGUCUGAGAGAGCUGGACCUGAGUAACAAUGACCUCCACGAUUCAGGAGUUAAGCUUCUAUCUGUUGGAGUGAAGUUUCCACAAUGUAAACUGAAAAUGCUCAGACUGAGUCACUGUAACCUCUUAGAGAGUUCCUGUGAAGUUCUGUCCUCGGUUCUCAGCUUCCAGUCCUCUAGUCUGACAGACCUGGACCUGAGUAACAACAACCUGAAGGAUUCAGGCUUGAAGCUUCUAUCUGUAGGAGUUGAGAGUCCAAACUGUAAACUUGAAACUCUCAGUCUGUCAGGCUGUCUGAUCACAGAAGAAGGCUGUACAUCUCUGGAAUCAUCUCUGAGCUUCAACCCCUCCCAUCUGAGAGAGCUUGACCUGAGCUAUAAUCAUCCAGGAGACUCAGGAAUUAGGCUGCUGUCAGCUGGACAGAAGGAUUCAACCUGGAAACUGGAAACUCUCAGGUUGGUGCCUGCUGGAUUCCAGUGGUUGACACCAGGUCUCAGGAAGUAUUCCUGUCAACUCACAAUUGACACAAACACAGUUCACAGAAAGCUCAAACUGUCUGACAACAACAGGAAGGUGACACAUGUGGAGGAGGUUCAGUCAUAUCCUGAUCAUCCAGACAGAUUUGAUGUUCGUCCUCAGCUGCUGUGUGCAAAUGGUCUGACUGGUCGCUGCUACUGGGAGGUUGAGUGGAGAGGAGAUGUUGACAUUUCAGUGAGUUACAGAAGAAUCAGAAGGAAAGGAGACAGUGAUGACUGUUCGUUUGGAUGGAAUGAUGACUCCUGGAGUCUGAGCUGCUCUGAGGAUGGUUAUUCUGUCUGUCACAAUAACAGAGAGACAUCCUCCCCCUCCUCCUCCUCCUCUUCCUCCUCUGUCUCUAACAGAGUAGCAAUGUAUGUGGACUGUCCUGCUGGCACUCUGUCCUUCUACAGAGUCUACUCUGACACUCUGAUCCACAUCCACACCUUCAACACCACAUUCACUGAAGCUCUUUAUGCUGGGUUUAGAGUCUGGUUUCCUGGUUCCUCAGUGUGUUUUUGCAGAGAUUAAUCUAAAGAGUGUCCUAGAAUGUCUUUAUAGAGAAACACUCUGACUGUUGAACAGAUAGUUCAGUCUGUACAUGUCUGUCUCUUUCACUCAGAAACACGUUUUCAGAUUCAUGGAUUCAAUCAGUUGAUGUUUUAAACUGUUCUAAAUUAAUCCUUGUUAAUGUGUUCCUCUUCAGUCCUUAAAGAUGGAAGCUACCAUUAUUUCAGGAUCCACAUGUUGUUUUUUCUGUCUUUUUCCACUCAAAGCUAUUAUUAAAGACUUUCAGCAUCUCUCA
Molecule: messenger RNA, 3797 nt
Organism: Oreochromis aureus
Lineage: Eukaryota; Metazoa; Chordata; Actinopteri; Cichliformes; Cichlidae
Product: protein NLRC3-like
Exons: 11
Coding region: 113-3523 (1136 amino acids)
Molecular function (GO): protein binding
Source: RefSeq, a predicted model, not a curated record